This is a messenger RNA of Didymodactylos carnosus, 876 nucleotides long. NCBI's taxonomy places the organism in Eukaryota, Metazoa, Rotifera, Eurotatoria, Philodinida, Philodinidae. The record is from the annotation of a GenBank genome assembly.
AUGAAACUGUCGAUUUCAAUUGUCUAUUUUGUACUAAUAUCUCCGUAUUUACUACUGAUGGACUCUAAACACGAUGUUUAUAUUUAUUCAGCUCGUGACAAGAAGUGUGAUGUAUUAUUUCACCAUGUAUUUAUAAAUCCUGUUAGAGUUUAUUCAAUUCAAAACUCAUUCUAUAUUCUUCAAAGUAAUUCAAAAGUAUCAAAACUUGAUGCUGAACUUUGUUUAACUGACCUCUUUCAACUUAAAUUCAAAUGUCAACAAUUGCUAAGUGCUGUUCAAGGUGAAUUGUUUACUAUUUUAUCGGAUGAUUACUCUACAAUUGCUGUAUGGCAUACGAAAUUGGCUAAACUAAGCUACAUUUCAAUUGCACAAAAUCAUAUAAUGGAAAAUAACGGACAAAUUAAAGAAAUUCGAUGUUUACAAAAUUUUCUUUUAGUGUAUUAUCAAAAUAAAUAUCUGCGACUAUGGAAUUUGGAUAAUAAAAGUGAACUAUUGCAAUUAGGUAAUGCUAGUAUGUAUUCUGUUUGUCAGAAUCGAAUCGGUAAAUAUUACAAUAAUUCGUUAAUGUUAUUCGAUAUGACACACAGAUUAAGAGGUGAGAUUAAACUAGAAUGUAAAUGCGAUCAUUUAUGUUUGAAUGAAGAUGGUCGUUAUAUUCUUGUUACAAAUGUUGAACAUUGUCUCCUAUUUAUGUAUCGUGUUGAUGAUGGAAAACAAAUUGCAAAAUUAUUUGUACAAAAUAUGACUGGGACUAUAAAAGCGAGCAAGGAUUAUGUAGUAUUAACGUUGACUAAUCAUACACUAUACGUGCUAAUGAUUGCUGAUCCGAAAAUUAACGGUGUCCGAGAGAAAAUAAAUACACUGCCAAGCAGGUAA